Lagopus leucura (white-tailed ptarmigan) is the source of this 348-nucleotide messenger RNA. RefSeq names its product semaphorin-4C-like. The transcript has 2 exons. Gene Ontology annotation, molecular function: chemorepellent activity; semaphorin receptor binding. NCBI's taxonomy places the organism in Eukaryota, Metazoa, Chordata, Aves, Galliformes, Phasianidae. The annotation marks the transcript as partial. The record is from RefSeq and is a predicted model, not a curated record. Gene Ontology annotation, biological process: axon guidance; negative chemotaxis; negative regulation of axon extension involved in axon guidance.
GGGCUGUCCCCGUCCCCAGGACGUCACACAGGGCUGCCCCCCAUCCCCUGGACGGUUACCUGGAUGUCCCUGUCCCCAUCCCGGGGUCGUCUGGGUGUCCAUCCAUGGGUCUGAACCCACACCGUGCCCUACAGGAGCUGUCUGGAUUCACCCUGGACCACGUGGCUUUCGAGGACGGGAAGGGCAAAUGUCCCUACGACCCCACCAAGGGCCACACCGGCCUCAUUGUAGAUGGAGAGCUGUACUCUGCCACCUUCAACAACUUCCUGGGCACGGAGCCCGUCAUCCUGCGGAACCUGGGGCCGCACUACUCCAUGAAGACCGAGUACCUGACCUCGUGGCUGAACG